AUGGCUGCUGAAAGAGGGAAAAUACAGACAGACAAUUAUAGACAAUUGCAGUUGUCCCAUGAAAUGUACGUCGAUGACAAGUAUAAACUGAUUUACUGUCCUGUUCCCAAAGUUGCAACAUCAAAUUGGCGAAGAGUGCUGAUGGUAAUGGGAGGGCGCUACAACAGCACUGCUGAAAUAAAGGACAGUACAUGGGGUAUUUACAAAAAGAAAUUCAAACAACUUGGAAGCUUUGAUCUAGAAGGUAGAGUACGGCGCCUUCAAACAUAUACAAAAAUAAUAUUUGUAAGGCAUCCAUUUGAACGGUUGCUGACCGCAUAUCGCGAUAAAAUUGAUGGAAAAAAUUCGAAGAUACAAUCGUUUCAAAGUUUUGUGAGGUUUGUCUUAAGCCACCAGAAAAACAUUGACGUUCACUGGCAAACGUAUGAAGAGCUUUGCAAGCCUUGUGAUGUACAUUACGAUAUUAUCGGGAAGUACGAGACCUUUACACGUGACGCCAACCACGUGCUGCGCAAGAUCAAGGCUGAUGAUAUAGUGACCUUCCCGGACUUGGAACCGCAUGGAACAAAUACGUCAUUGUCUUUAUUG
Molecule: messenger RNA, 588 nt
Organism: Saccoglossus kowalevskii
Lineage: Eukaryota; Metazoa; Hemichordata; Enteropneusta; Harrimaniidae
Product: carbohydrate sulfotransferase 9 pseudogene
Source: RefSeq, a predicted model, not a curated record